UCCCAACAUGGCGUCGUUCCGCGGUCUGUCAUUCCCAGAAUGACAACAGAGGAGAGCCGCUGCCUUCCGCCGCAGGAACCCGGACACGAGACCGACCGACCGGCCGAGGGGCCGAGGCUCCGCCCGAACACCGGCCGAGACACUGAGCUCCGUCCCGGGGAGGAGCUCCGGCAGAGCCCGCUGCCGCCGCGGAGCCUCCGGCGGACACGGAGAGUGACAUGGAAGCGUCCAGUGAUGGCUGCUUUCCAUCUGUAACCAUAAGCAGCACGGAGCAGUCUUCCUCCUCACCUCCUCCUCCCUCCUCCUCCUCCUCGGGGUCGGGGGGCGUGGCCUCCCGGCCUCGGCCGCCGUGCCGCUGUGUGUGUUCGGGCGGCGCCGGGGGGGCGGAGGGUGUGACCGCCGCCGUGUGCGCUGGGAUCAGGACGGGGUCACCUGACACGGGUGGGUCCUGCUGUGGGCGGGUCAGUGGGAGCUGUGAUGUCACACACGUGUCAGAGGGGUCAGAGGUCGGCGGGCGGGCGGCCCCGCUGCCCAACGGGAGGCCGCCCUCCUCUUCCUCACUGGAUGAAACAGACACAGCCGGGCGGAGCAGCCAAUCACAGCCUGAGGCCUCUGCUAGCCCCGCCCACAUCACUCAGGGACCAAACAGAGAGGAGGAGGAGGGGCACUCCCGCUGCCCCUCCCCGCCCCCCAAGCCCCUCCCCAGCAGUGUGAGCUGUGACUCCGCCCCCCUCGACCCCGGCGACGAGGCGUCAGACGAGCCUCAGCGGGGCGAGCGGCGUUUCCCAGAAGCCUGUCUGGGAUCCAGGAACACGUUCAAGUGCAGCCGCCAGCAGAGCGCCCCGGGCCAGCCGCCGCAGGGCGGGGCGGGGGGAGGGGCCCCGGAGGCGGAGCCAGACCUGGAGACCACCCUGCAGUCCAGGAGGCCCGGGAUCGUGGAAUACCUGGGCAGGGGUGUGUUCAGCAGGAAGCAGAGCUCGGGCAGUCCCAGUGUGGCCGGGUUCAAACUGUUUGGUAAAGUUCCUCCCAGGGAGAGUCCCGCCAAAACUGCCAGGACCAUCCAGCAGGAGUACGAAGCGCGGCACAGCAUGAUGGCAGCCGGGAGCUCGCCUACCCAUCAUGCCUCGGGCCGGAGCAGGAAGAACCUGGAGUUUGAACCUCUGUCGACCACGGCGCUGAUCCUGGAGGACCGGCCGGCGAACCUUCCGGCCAAGUCGGAAGCCGAGGCUCAGAGGCACAGGCAGCAGUACGACGAGAUGGUGGCCGGAGCCAAGAGGAGAGAGCUGCGGGAGGCGCAGAGGAGGCAGAGCAGGAGGCAGGAGCGUUUCAGACAGGAGGAGAGCAUCGCCUCCGCCAUGCUGGUGUGGAACAACCACAUCCUGCCGCACUGGGACGCCAUGAGGUCGAGCCGGCGGGCCCGGGACCUCUGGUGGCAGGGUUUACCGCCCAACGUCCGCGGCCGCGUCUGGAGCCUCGCCGUCGGCAACGAGCUGAACAUCACCGCAGAGCUCUACCACAUCUUCCUGUCCCGAGCCAAGGAGAGGUGGAGGAACCGGGCCGAGGACCAGGCUGACGACGGAGAGAGCAGCCUGCAGCUCAUCACUCUGGACAUCUCCAGAACCUUCCCCUCGCUCUGCGUCUUCCAGAAGGGCGGUCCUUACCACGACCUGCUGCAAAGCAUCCUGGGAGCUUACGCCUGCUACAGACCUGACGUGGGAUAUGUGCAGGGUAUGUCCUUCAUCGCGGCCGUGUUGAUCCUGAACAUGGACGAGGUCGACGCCUUCGUCUGUUUCUCCAACCUGAUCAAUAAACCCUGUCAGAUGGCUUUCUUCAGGGUGGACCACCAGCUGAUGUUGCGGUAUUUUGGGGCGUUCGAGGUUUUCUUCGAGGAGAGUCUUCCUCGUCUCUUCCUCCACUUCCAGUCAUUCAGUUUGACCCCUGACCUCUACCUCAUCGACUGGAUCUUCUCUUUGUACACGAAGCCCCUCCCCCUGGACGUGGCGUGCAGGGUCUGGGACGUCUUCUGUCGGGACGGGGAGGAGUUCCUGUUCAGGACGGGGCUGGGCAUCCUGAGGCUGCACCAGGACGUCCUGCUGCACAUGGACUUCAUACACAUCGCUCAGUUCCUGUCCCGCCUCCCUGACGAAGAGCUGCUCUCUGAUAGGCUGUUCGCUUGCAUCGCGGCCACACCCAUGCUGAGUGGGAACAGGAAGUGGAGUCAGGUGCUGAGUUCAGUGACAAAGGAGGCAGAGAAGAGUUGAUCUGACAUCAGCCAAUCAGCUGCCAGCAGCCUUGACUCCCUGAUGAUGUCAUCAGUUUCUUCAACUGGAGGCGGAGCUUCACUGGAGGCUUUUAUUUUCUGUUUUUAGCCCUGAGGCCUGAGCGCUGAGCACACGUGGAACAAAAGGCAGUGACCUGAAAAUUUAGUGACAAGUUUCAGGAAAAUGAUCUGGAAAUUAGUUUAAAAAAGAACGAUCAAAGAAGAAAAAAAGAAAAAAAUAUUUUCUAAAAAAACUUGGGAAAAUGUCCAGAAAAAAUAUAUUUAUUACUGUUAAAAUUGUCCAUUUAAAAAUUAUAUUACAGGAAAAGACAUUUUUCUUUUUUAGCUAUUUUCCACAUCUUUUUUUAAAAUUUCAGGUUAUUUCCUGCUUUCAUUUUUUUUUACUUUUCAGGUUAAAAGGACUGUAGGAGAGGAAGCUCCACCCACUCAGGACCAAAUAAACAAACUCAUUUUUUGUGACUUUCUGGAUAAUUUUUUACUCAUUUCUUUGCUAGUUUUCAGAUCAUUUCUUGCUCAUGUGAUAUAUCGUCUUUUUUCACUUGAUUUCAAAAAUGUGGAAAAAAUGCACUGUUAAAAAAAGAACUGGAACAUUCAUAAGACAUCAGGAAAAAACAAGAUAAACAAAAAGAAAACUACCAGACAAUUCAAAUAACAGAAAAUGAACAAAAAAAUGAAUAAAGAAAAAUGUGUUUAUAAAUAUGAAAUUGCUGUUUUUCAGCCUUAGACCAGUGAUUCUGGAUAAACAUCAGAUUUCUUUCUUUAAUUUUUAAAGACAAAAAAAAUAUAUAUGUCAAAUCAAUAAAUAUGAUUUGGUUUGGUUUGUUUCUCAGCGUCUCGGGACCCAAACCAAACUCUGCCGUGAGCUUUUCUGUUUCUCUGUUGGUUUGACUCGGCGGCUCAUCGCUGCUGUUUUUCUAUGCUGUGAUUAUUGUACAGUUUUCAUAAUGAAGAACUGGAGUUUGUACAUACCUGUGGAUGGAGUGAUGCGUGAAUAAACGACACAGGAGAAUUUGACAGAUUUCA
This is a messenger RNA of Myripristis murdjan (pinecone soldierfish), 3304 nucleotides long. RefSeq names its product TBC1 domain family member 12-like. The record is from RefSeq and is a predicted model, not a curated record. Gene Ontology annotation, biological process: regulation of GTPase activity. Bases 219 to 2261 code for a protein of 680 amino acids. NCBI's taxonomy places the organism in Eukaryota, Metazoa, Chordata, Actinopteri, Holocentriformes, Holocentridae. The transcript is spliced from 15 exons. Gene Ontology annotation, molecular function: GTPase activator activity; small GTPase binding.